CCGCCGCCGCAUCAAAGAGACCGAAUUCCCGCGGCCUGGGGGGGAGUCAUGCUCCGAGGUCUGUAAUGUCCGCGGAACAGGAGAAGGAUCCCAUUUCGCUGAAGAGAGUUCGAGGCAUUUUGGCUGCCUGCCGCCUUACCACUCUCUAAGAAACAUCAGAGGGAGCCAUGUACCAGACAAAAGACGAUGCAUGUGGUGAUAGUGGACUGGAUGGGUUAGGAGGACCAGGUGUACAACUAGGAAGCCCCGAUAAGAAAAAAAGGAAGACAAACACACAGGGGCCUUCUUUUCCUCCAUUGUCUGAGUAUGCUCCGCCACCGAAUCCAAACUCUGACCAUCUAGUGGCUGCUAAUCCAUUUGAUGACAACUAUAAUACUAUUUCCUAUAAACCACUACCUUCGUCAAAUCCAUAUCUUGGCCCUGGGUAUCCUGGUUUUGGAGGCUACAGCACAUUCAGAAUGCCACCUCACGUCCCCCCAAGAAUGUCUUCCCCAUACUGUGCUCCUUACUCGCUCAGGAAUCAACCACACCCAUUUCCUCAGAAUCCUCUGGGCAUGGGUUUUAAUCGACCUCAUGCCUUUAACUUUGGGCCACACGAUAAUUCAAAUUUUGGAAAUCCAUCUUAUAAUAAUGCACUAAGUCAGAAUGUUAAUAUGCCUAAUCAACACUUUAGACAAAAUCCUGCUGAAAACUUCAACCAGAUUCCUCCACAGAACGCUGGCCAGGUUUCUAAUCCCGAGUUGGCAUCUAACUUUAUCCCUGGAAAUAAUUCAAAUUUUGCUUCUCCAUUAGAAUCUAAUCAUUCUUUUAUUCCUCCCCCAAAUACUUUUGGUCAAGCAAAAGCAGCACCACCCCCAAAACAAGAUUUUAAUCAAGGAUCAACCAAAAGCACUAAUCAAAAUUCCUCUGCUCAGCCACCGCACUUAAAUAUGGAUGACACGAUGAAUCAGAGUAAUAUUGAAUUAAAAAACGUUAACCAAAACAAUGCAGUAAAUCAAGAGAAUAGCCGUUCAGGUAGUGCUGAAGCUACAAACAACAGCCAUGCAAAUGGGACACAGAAUAAGCCACGACAGCCCAGAGGUGCAGCAGACACAGGCACCACGGAGAAAAGCAAUAAAUCCUCUCUCCACCCAAGCCGCCGCGGCCAUUCUUCUUCCGACCCAGUGUAUCCGUGUGGGAUUUGUACAAACGAAGUGAAUGAUGAUCAGGAUGCCAUCUUAUGUGAAGCCUCUUGUCAGAAAUGGUUUCAUCGGAUCUGCACUGGAAUGACUGAGACAGCGUAUGGCCUGCUCACUGCAGAAGCAUCAGCAGUGUGGGGCUGUGAUACCUGUAUGGCUGACAAAGACAUCCAGCUGAUGCGCACUAGAGAAACUUUUGGCCCGCCUGCAGUGGGCAGCGAUGCUUAAUCACAGGCAUUAACUGAUGUGAGGGGUUUUUUCCUGUGUGUUACAGAGGUUCAUUGACACAGGAUUUGAAUGUUUUACAAUAUUUUUUUUAAAUGCACAUGCAAAAAAAAGAUGAUUUACCUUUUAGUUUUUAUUAAUAUUCCACUCCGUUACUAGUGCAAAUUUUGUAUUAUCUUAGUUUGUUAUCUAGGAUAAUAUAUAUAUGGGAGUGCUUUAGAAAGUAUUUUACAAAUAAAUGUUAGUUGUUGUUAAUUAUAAAAGCCUCUUGAAGCUUCAAAAUAAUAUGUAGCAAAUGUAGGCAAGUUUUGACUUAAAAGUUAGAACCAUUGAAAAGUGUAUAUUUCAGUGCUAAACUUUGGCAAUAUCACAAACAUUUAGUUCAAAAAUAUUUUUGAGGAUCCAUUUAAUGUGGUGUUUGGAAAAUAUAUUUUUAUUUAUUUUAGAGAGGGA
This is a messenger RNA of Pipistrellus kuhlii (Kuhl's pipistrelle), 1856 nucleotides long. It is a transcript of the gene PYGO1, whose product is annotated as pygopus family PHD finger 1. Lineage: Eukaryota; Metazoa; Chordata; Mammalia; Chiroptera; Vespertilionidae. The record is from RefSeq and is a predicted model, not a curated record. The transcript is spliced from 4 exons. Bases 168 to 1406 code for a protein of 412 amino acids.